UGGUUGUGAAGGUGCUUGCAUGCCUGAUAUCUUAUCAUCAAGAGACCUUGCUACUGAACAAGAUAAAGAUCUUUUGCGCGCUUUCACAACCUUCACUAUGUCAUAAAUGAUGAGCCUCCAACGUUUCAACUGUCACUGGAGAAUUGGCGUUCGCUCAAUUGUCGGUGCAUUAGUUGGAUUGCCAAUCACGUCAUGAAGAGUACCAGUACUCCCGUAAGGCGAAUCACGUAAAGAAAAUCAAGUUAUCGUGAAAUGAACUGCUCGCCAUCAGCAUUCCAUUUUCCACACCCCUAGACAUCAUGGCGGAAAACUUGGCACCUGACGCAUAUAGGAAACUCUCCGACCUCAAAGCAGAAGCGAGUCUCCAUAGCCAAGAAGUUGGACACCAAAAAGGUCACAUUGACCCACACGAUGAGGGUGCCAACGCAUGUGCGGCAUUCGGUAAAUACGCUUCAGCAAUGGCAACAGAGCUCGAGCUCCCUGGCGAUAAAUCCCUUGAUAUCCAAAAAGCAGCAUUGCCCUCCAAAAAAGGGUCUUAUUCGCCAGCGGACCUUGCUCGCCGGCUCAGAAAGGAGGCUGAGGAGCGGAUUAAAUCCGAACAGGAAGAAAUCGGAUAUGUUAGACCGAAAUCAGCGGCGGCAAAGACUCUUAGUGCAGCUUUAAAGUAUGAAGAGACCUUGGCGGAGCAUAUGGAGCGAGGAGACGUCGUAUAGGUGGGCCUUGGGUUACCUGCAAGACAAUAGCUCGUUUGCACAGAAAGUUGAAUUGGAGAAUUGAGAUCAAAGAGCAGAUUUAUGGUAAAAGAAGC
Molecule: messenger RNA, 808 nt
Organism: Spizellomyces punctatus DAOM BR117
Lineage: Eukaryota; Fungi; Chytridiomycota; Chytridiomycetes; Spizellomycetales; Spizellomycetaceae
Exons: 2
Coding region: 300-713 (137 amino acids)
Source: RefSeq, a predicted model, not a curated record